AUGUUAUUUCCAUCAGAAGUUGAACAACAUCUAUUGGAUGGUUCAAAUAAUAGAACUGCAGAAUUACUAUUAAGAGAAACUGCUAGAUUCGAUCGAUUGCACAAUAUUAAUGAUAAUAAUACAAAUUAUUAUGAUCCAGAUUAUAGAUCAUCUCCAGAUUUACAACUAAAUUUAACAAAUUAUAUCACUACGGCUAUAAUGCAAUUAAAUUUUGAAACGGCAAUCUUUUACUCAGAAUUAUAUUAUACAGAAUGUUUAGGUCUUCCAAUAUCAUCUAUAAAUAGAUUACAAUCUGUCUAUCUUUAUUCAUUAGCAUUAUUCAUGGGUCAACAAUAUGAGAUUGCAGCAGAAGUCUCUGAAAGAUAUAAGAGUACACAUAUUGCUAUCGCUUAUCUUUUUGCACGUUGUUGCUUGAAACUUGGUAAAAAUGAAGAAAAUGCAUGUUUGUAUCUAGUUAUACAUUUAGAUUCAUUUAUUAAAAAUGAAAGUAAAGAUAAAGAUAUUUUCAUCUUUAUGCCAAAUUUAGCAACUAUACAUUCAUUGAUUGGAGAAUUAUAUCGUCGUACAGAUAAUAUAAAAUCGAGUGUUAAUCAUUAUUUGGAGGCAAUUAAGAAAGAUCCGUAUUUAUGGCAAGCUUUAGUAGCCUUAAAUAAUAUGAAAGCAAUGAUUGAUUUAAAGAAAUUAUUUAAUAUGCAUUCCGAUCCAUAUACAAGUUCUGUAUCAGCAACAGUUGACCCUUUUGUAGAAAAGAGAUCAGGUCCAUUAAGAACAGAUAUGGUUAAACAAGUGAAUAAUGGAGUUAUUACUACUAAUGCUACUAAUGCAACUAAUGCUACUGUGGUUGCAAGUAAUAGUAAUGUUAAACAUUCAAAUGAAGAUAAGACUAGAGGUUAUGAUACUAGAUCAUUAUUGUAUAGUACAUUGUCUCCAUUUAGAUCUAAUAGUAAUAAGUCUAAGACUAAUAAAGAUAAUAUAAUUGAUUCGUCGUCGUCGUCGUCGUCGUCACAUGAUGUUAAUUCUAAUUCUCUGAGGAAAACGAGUUAUUCUAUGAAUCGUCAACCUAUCUUAUCAAUGCAUCAUCAGCAACAAGUAAACCCUUUGUUCUCUGCUAAUGGUUCUAUAACACCUCAGCAUCAACAGCAAGUAUAUACAAGAUCAACAAGAAGAAACGGAGAUGUCAUAAAUAAUAACAAUGGUACAUUAGAACCACGUACAAUGAUAUCGACCAAUAGGAACAAUCACAAUAAUGAUGAUGGUAUCAGUCUAGGAACAAUUCCGUCUAUAAUUAAAAACAAAAUCUUGACUACACCUCCUGCUAAAUUGGGUAACGAAACACAAAGGACAACGUUUAAGACACCUAGAAACAAGACAGGGUUUAGUUCUCAAGGUAUUGCUACGACUGCAAAGAGGGUGUUAUCGGGACAAGCUAUGGGUAGUAGCAAUACUAUAAAUUUUAAUGUUUCUAAUGUAGGGAACACAAAUAAUAAAGGGAAAUAUGGAGACGAAUCCGACGUCAUCAUAGAAUGUAAAGAAUUUAAAGCUUUAAUUUAUACUUUGGCUAAAGUAUUAAAGGCAUCAUCUCAAUAUAAUUCUUACAACGCUAUUAGAGUGAUGAAUUCCCAAUUACCUUCGCACAUUUUAAAUAAUAUGCCUUGGUGUCAGGCCCGAUUGGGGAGAUUGCAUUUCGAAAUUGUCAAUUAUGACAUGUCAUUAACAUAUUUCACUAAUUUAAGACGUCUUCAAAAUACAAGAUUAAAGGAUUUAGAAAUAUUUUCAACUUUAUUGUGGCAUUUAGAUGAUAAAGUGAACUUAUCUAAUUUAUCAUCUGAACUUUUAGAUGCUUAUCCAAAUUCGCCUCAGACUUGGUGUAUAUUGGGUAAUUAUUUUUCCCUUCAAAAGGAUCAUGACCAAGCAAUUAAAGCAUUGGAAAAAGCAACACAAUUGGAUCCCUCCUUUGCAUACGCAUAUACACUAUUAGGUCAUGAGCAUGCUAAUAAUGAACUUUUUGAUGUUGCAAAAACGUUCUAUAGGAAAGCGUUAGCUUGUGAUCCUCAACAUUAUAAUGCUUAUUAUGGACUAGGAAGUUGUGCGUCACAGUUAGGUAAAUUCGAAGAAGCUUUGCUGUAUUUUGAAAAAGCAAGGAUGAUUAAUCCUGUGAAUGUUGUAUUGAUAUGUUGUUGUGGUACAGAAUUAGAAAAAUUAUUUCAUAAUGAGAUGGCCUUAAAAUAUUAUGAAAUUGCAUGUAAAUUAGAUCCGAGAUCGGUCUUGGCCAAGUAUAGACGUGCAGAAUUAUUAUUUUCAAUGAAUAGAUACAGUGUAGCAUUAGGUCAAUUCGAAGAUUUAAUUAGAUUAGAUUCAGAAAACCCAAAUUUACACUUUAUGUUAGGUAAAAUUUUACAAGCAUUGGGAAGGAAAAAAGAUGCUAUUAAGGAGUAUACAAUUGCGCUUCAUUUGGACCCUAAGGGAAACCAAUUCGUGAUAGAAGCUCUCGAGAGUUGUCAUAUGCAGGAAUAA
Messenger RNA from Maudiozyma barnettii, 2514 nucleotides. RefSeq names its product anaphase promoting complex subunit CDC27 (gene CDC27). The record is from RefSeq and is a predicted model, not a curated record. Bases 1 to 2514 code for a protein of 837 amino acids. The transcript has a single exon. NCBI's taxonomy places the organism in Eukaryota, Fungi, Ascomycota, Saccharomycetes, Saccharomycetales, Saccharomycetaceae. Gene Ontology annotation, biological process: cell division. Gene Ontology annotation, molecular function: protein binding.